This is a messenger RNA of Lotus japonicus, 1920 nucleotides long. RefSeq names its product probable E3 ubiquitin ligase complex SCF subunit sconB. Gene Ontology annotation, molecular function: protein binding. The record is from RefSeq and is a predicted model, not a curated record. The transcript has 8 exons. The coding region runs from base 111 to 1565 and encodes 484 amino acids. Lineage: Eukaryota; Viridiplantae; Streptophyta; Magnoliopsida; Fabales; Fabaceae.
AUAAUGUCAAUAUUGAAUUAUGUACUCAUCACUCCAAACAUAACCUAUGUUUACUUCAAUUUGCCUUUCCCGCCAUUCAUUCACUCUCAAAAUCACAAUUCUAGGGUUUAAUGGCGGGUACGUCACCGCCACCGUCACCGUCACAGUCGCAAUCACCGGCGACACCGGCGGCAACAACCGUAACUGAUCUGAACGACGACACCCUUGGUCACUGCGCCUCCUUCCUCAACCCCCGCGACGUGUGCAGUCUGGCGAUGACCUCCACCGUACUCAAGCGCGUCGCCUAUUCCGAUUUCAUCUGGCAACGCUUCUUCACGGAGCGUUGGCAUCAAGAAAUACCUCGCGCUUCUUCUUCUUCUUCGCAGCAGCAUCGGAGUCGAAGGGAACUGUACGUGGCUAGGUACACAGACUCGCAGCAGUUCAAGUUCUUCGACCCUUUAGGUCUCGACGUUCUUUUAGAACCAAAACGUUUCACACAGUUGCUCCUCCAUGAAAACCACGCUUACUCCGCGCAGGGCUCAGUUGUAGAAAUGGUAAAUUUGGAUGCGUAUCAAGAGGAAUUGGGACUCGCUAUUCGUACAUUAAGUGAUCAUAGAGCAAGAAUCACCUGUAUGAGGUUGUUUUCCCACGAUGAUAUGUCUCUGUGUCGAGGUGAAACACAAGGGGAGCAAAAUGUUUUGGUUACCUCAAGCUGUGAUCACUCCAUUCGUCUGUGGUGGAAGGGUUCUUGCCUGCGAUGCUUGAGAGGUCAUAACGGUCCAGUAUUGUCACUUUCAAAUGAAUUGUUGGGAGAGGGUAGCAGCAAAGUAUUGGCUAGUGGAGGGGAAGAUAGUACUGUUCGACUAUGGUCCCUUGGUUCAAGUGGCGAACGAGGAAAGCAUGCUCUGAAGGCUACACUCUAUGGGCAUGUAAAACCUGUAAAUUUUUUGUCAGUUGCCGGGCACAAAACAUCGCUUUUGGUGAGCAUGUCAAGAGAUUCUAAGGUACGGGUUUGGGAUACAGCUACAUCAUCAUCUUCUUGUGUGGGGACUUCUUUUUCUGGUGCACCUGUAAACAUGAAAUGCCAUGAAUCACUGUUGUAUGUGGCAGCUGGUUCCUCUGUCACUGCUGUUGAUUUAAGGACAAUGCACAAAGUCAUCACCAUAGCUGUGCAUCCAUCAAAGCUGUAUUCAUUUGACGCUUUCCCUUCAAAAUAUUUAAUAUGCACUGGCAGUGAUGACAGAGCAAUGCUCUGGGAUAUUAGGAGAAAUCAAGAACCAGUAAAACCAGAACUGAUAUCCGAGUUGGGUGGACAUCGUGGGCCAGUAACUUGCUUACACAUGGAUCCAUACAAAAUCAUUACUGGGGGCCGUAUUGAUGAAUGCGUGAACGUAUGGGAAGUUGAUACUGGUGUGAAGAUUAGGCCCUUGCUUUGCUUUUCAGGGUCUAAAGAUAUGGGUUGUGAUGCAAUGGCUGUAGAUGGUUGUAGAAUUAUCACUGCUAGCUAUUGUAGAAAUUUGGGUAUUUUGCGUUUCAGGGACUUCAACAAUGCUACAAAACCUUAUCCCAGAACAGAAGACAAGUAGACAACCCACCUUCAAGAUUUUGGAAUUCUCUGUCUGAUGGUAGCAGCGAUGACUUGUGAUCUUGGUGGCUCCCAAAGUUUGUAUAGAUCAUCUUAUUUCCUGUUUACUUUGUCAGAAUGUUGGUUUUCUAUGAAAUGCUUAUACCUCUAGUAGAAAGACCCACCUAAGCACGAGUCAGGUAAAUUCAAAUAGAAAAUAUGAUUUGUUAAUUUUUGCAUGAAUUGUGAAUUAUGUACAAGGGUGUAUGAAGUAAUAGGACUACUCUGAUAAGAAUGAUAGGAAAUAACCUUUUUGAACUUUGAAGUACAACCGUACAUUGAUGUUAAGAUGAAAAAGAAAGUGAGGUGUGAAUUAA